Zingiber officinale is the source of this 1061-nucleotide messenger RNA. Its product is annotated as polyadenylate-binding protein 2-like. Gene Ontology annotation, molecular function: RNA binding. Lineage: Eukaryota; Viridiplantae; Streptophyta; Magnoliopsida; Zingiberales; Zingiberaceae. Bases 38 to 688 code for a protein of 216 amino acids. The transcript has 6 exons. The record is from RefSeq and is a predicted model, not a curated record.
GCCCCGAUUACCUCUCCGAUUGGCGCGAGUGACGGCGAUGGACGACGACGAGCGCGAGGUGUACGGCAGCGAGAUUCCUGACGAGGUCGAUAUGGACGCCGACGUCGACAUGUCCCGCUACGAGGAGGGCGCCGCCAAGUCGCAAGAAAUGGAAGAGAUGAGGAGGCGGCUGAAGGAGAUAGAGGAGGAGGCGGCCGCUCUCCGCGAGAUGCAUGCCAAAGUCGAGAAGGAGAUGGGUGCAGUACAAGAGCCUAGUGGACCUGCAACAAAUCAAUCAAGCAAAGAAGAGGCUGAUUCCCGCUCGAUAUUUGUUGGCAAUGUUGAUUAUGCUUGCACCCCUGAAGAGGUUCAACAGCAUUUUCAGUCGUGUGGUACUGUUAACAGAGUCACCAUUCUCACCGACAGAACCGGUCAGCCAAAGGGUUUUGCUUAUGUCGAAUUCUUGGAAGUUGAGGCAGUCCAAGAAGCCUUUCGGUUGCAUGAGUCUGAGCUCCAUGGUCGUCCGAUCAAGGUUGCCGCCAAACGAACCAAUGUUCCAGGGCUGAAGCAGUUCCGUCCUCCACGACAUAAUCCCUACCCGAUGUAUCCAUAUAUCAGGCCUCACAUGCCACCUUACUCUGCCUCCCCUUAUGGUUAUGGGAGGUUUCCCCGAUACAGAAGGCCAAUGCGCUAUAGGCCUUAUUUCUAACUAUUAGUUUGUUUGCUUCUUUUGGCACACUGAAUGUCCAUCCCUUGCCAGCCAGUUCACUUACCUGCUUACACUUUAUGUUACUUCGAUUGCCCCCGGGCUUGGCACAGAUAGUAAAUACAUGAUAAAUGUAUGAUAGUUUGUUUAUAGUGGACAGGGUUCUAAGCCCCAAGAAAUGCAUCGUUUGAAUUCGUCCCGCCAUGCACUUAAUGCUUCUGAUGAACCUCCUUCCAUUCCAUUGACAUGGGCCCAUUGUGUGGGGGCCGUGGCAGUUCCACAUCUUUAUGUUACUUUAAUUAUGGAUUAGAUCUACUAUGAUGAUUUCUCUUACAUGUUGAUGCUUGACAAAAUUGUAUAACGAUCUACUUCUUGU